Molecule: messenger RNA, 3350 nt
Organism: Thunnus maccoyii (southern bluefin tuna)
Lineage: Eukaryota; Metazoa; Chordata; Actinopteri; Scombriformes; Scombridae
Gene: gdpd5a
Product: glycerophosphodiester phosphodiesterase domain containing 5a
Exons: 16
Coding region: 391-2151 (586 amino acids)
Biological process (GO): lipid metabolic process; positive regulation of neuron differentiation
Cellular component (GO): plasma membrane
Molecular function (GO): glycerophosphodiester phosphodiesterase activity
Source: RefSeq, a predicted model, not a curated record
AGUUUUUAACUCUUCUAUGAACACUGGAGGUGCGUCUUUACUCAGAGGACAAACUAUCCUGUAAUGUUCUGAGUCUAUUCAAUAUUUCAGUAUUUUUCCUGCCGCGUUACAACAGGUGUCCGCUGUUGGAGUACACAGUAGUCUGAUGUGUGCCAUCGCUUUGUCCCAUACGGCAGCUGAAAGUAACUUUAAAGACUAAUCAUAUGAAUCCGUAAAGUCCAACUGUGAAGUCACGACAUUAUGUCAACAUCCAUGGAAAUAACUGAUUAACCGAGAGCUUCGGGCGUUUUCAACAUUUGUCCGGGAGGAAAAACGGCUGUCGUGGAGGUAAGGGUUCCCAGUCCUGUGUGGGAUGUUAACAGACUGGUGGCGCGUUGAGGCUGAAGGAGCAUGGUGAAACACCAACCCUUACAGGUCUAUGAGAAGCAGGUCUUUGUGUCCUUUGUCACUGGGAUCUAUGGUUGCCGCUGGAAACGCUACCAGCGUUCCCAAGACGACAGCUCCAGGUGGGAGUGUACAUGGUUCAUCCUCUUGUGCAGUUCUUUCUUUCUGCUUCUCUUUUGGGCCUACUUCUGGUUGGUGGCUCAAAAUGAUUUCAACGACUUCAACUGGUCAGUAUACAACCGCUCUGGAGAAUGGAGGGAUGAGACGAUCCCCAUCCUGGCAUCCACCACCGUGGGAUUCAGCUACAUUACAUUCUUAAUGAUUUUAGCACUUUUCCAUAUAUCAUUGGGCCAGCAGCUGAACCUCUACUGGGUUCACAAGAUCGGAGUGUUGGCUACGCUGCUCACCACCAUUUCUGGUGUUGUCUCUGUUGACGACAUAUGGGGAGAGGAGUGGGACAUCCUGCUUGUAUCACUGCAGUCCACAGCACCGUUCUUGCACAUUGGAGCCCUGGCAACAGUCACAGCUAUCAGCUGGUUGGUAGCUGGAUAUGUGGUCCGCAGAGAGAGAUCCAAUUUCCAGGUGAUGGUGUUGCUGAUCUACAUCAUCAUCCUCCUGGCUCUCUAUUUGGUUCCACUCACAUUCACCUGUCCCUGCAUCAUGGACCACCACAGCCUCAAACCUCGACCAGACAUCAUUGGUCGACGGGGAGCUCCUAUGCUGGCUCCAGAAAAUACCAUGGUGUCCUUUAACAGAGCCCUGCAGCAUGGAGCCAGCUCCCUGGAAGUUGACGUCACUCUCAGUGUGGACGGGGUUCCCUUCCUCAUGCGAGACCGCACCUUGAGGCGAACCACGGACGUUAGUAAAGUCUUUCCAGCCAGACAGUAUGACGAUGCCUCUUUCUUCAACUGGACAGAGAUACGGUCUCUAAACGCAGGCCAGUGGUUUUUAGAGAGUGACCCCUACUGGACAGUAGAAACCCUGACAGCAAGGGAUCGGAGCCGAAUAGGCAACCAGACGGUAUGCAGUCUGCUGGAAAUGCUGCGUCUGACAGCCAGGGCCAAUGGCUCUGCACUGCUCAACAUCCGCAGACCUCCACCAGAGCACCCACGCUACCGGACCUGGUUCAUGGACACGCUGUGGGCUGUGCAGAAAGCAGGGAUCUCCCAGAAGAGGGUGAGGACUGUGACGUGGACCCCCGACACGGACAGGGGGAGGGUGCGAGGGUUUCAGCAGACCGCAAAUGAGAAGCUGUCGGUGGCAGAGAUAAGACAGAGGGGGAUCACAAGCCUGACCCUCCACUACAGCAAGGCCAGCCACAAAGACAUACAGGAGUAUCUGGCCAAUAAUGUGAGUGUGACUGUCUACCCAGUGAAUGAGCCCUGGCUCUACUCCAUUCUGUGGUGUAGCGGGGUGCCUUCUGUGUCCUCUGAUGCCCCCCAAGUCCUCCAAAAGGUGCCUUACCCCAUCUGGCUCAUGAGCCAGAACGCUUACGACUUCAUCUGGAUCACCUCAGAUCUAGUCUCCCUCGCCGUAGUCAUUGGGAUUUUCUGUUUUCAGAAGUGGAGGAUGAGCGGGAUGCAGAACUAUAACCCAGAACAGAUUAUGCUGAGCGCUGUGACGCGUCGGACCAGUCGGGACGUCAACAUCAUGAAGGAGAAGCUCAUAUUCUCAGAACUGAACAACGGGCUCAGCAGUACAGAGGAGCUCUCUCUGUAUCCUGAGAACGGUUAUGCGAGAUACUCUCAUGGAGGCCUCAGUCGCUGAAUCCAUCACUACUUCCCCUGAAACCAUGGAGAUGUUGAAACACGCUGGAUGGUAUUUUACUGUCAGAACAAAAAGGAGAGCAUGAGAGAAACUGACAUGUUGGUCAACUUACCCUUUAAAUAAUGAGAGCAUAGAUACCAAAUCUUGUCUAUUUUAUGGCCUACUGAUUGAUCACUUUAUGAACUUAUGUGCAAGAUAAUUUUUGGAUCUGUUUCAGGCGUAUUUGUCCACAUGGCAGUGAUGCACUCUCCCAUCAUCUAGCCCCUGCUACAGUAGAUAGAAACAUCCAUGUUAAUUAAUAUCCUGCAUAUGACUGCCUGUCUAAGUCACAUUCCAUCAAAAUUGUUCACCAUUCACCUUCAAACCAGAUUUUGGGGUUUUACAGGUUUUGACGUAAUACAUUUGUGUGCUAAACAGUUGUUUAAUCAGUAAACGAAUGUCUCAAAAACAUGAUGUAAGAUUGAAUUUCAGCCCAAAUCAAUUAAACCAGGUGAAAAUGUAAUUUGUUCUGUAUUAAAACCAAUUUCAGAUUUGAAACUAGAACGUUGUUAUCUAGUAAUAAAAAAAGUGAAUGAAACACAAGUUUCACCUGCUUCUAAUACAAAUUUUGGGCUAGAAAUCAAUCUGACAAACACGAGGACUUUCAGUUCAGUCUGUUUGCUCGAGUGACCUUCUUAAAAGUUUUAUUUGAGUUAAUAAAGGCUGUAAUGAUGUAUUUUUCCAUGUCAUUUACUUCACUGUUGUUUUAUAACAGAGGGAAUGGGCCGUGUAGUAUUCUGUAUUAUACAUUGAUGUAAAUAUGAGUUGUUUUACAUGUUUUUAUUUUUUUUUCCGUCUGAGAGGAUUUUCAGAGGGUUUGCAUUUAUUAUCAUUUUGACUGAUGUCCUCUUUUAAGUGUGACAGACAGAUUAGGGCAUGUAUGACACUUAUUUUCUUGCAGUUUAAUAGGAUAAGGGUUUUUUGGGGUGGGGUGGGGGGGUCACUAUAUUCUGGUCAAUGUUCUUAUCUCUUUCUCUGCCUCUCUUCUGUCAUGCCAUGAUUGAUUUACUUUAUAGUCAUAUUAGCUGUUACAACUUUCACAUGGCUGCCUUUUUGUUAAAUUGAUGGACUGGUAGAAUAUUGUAGAAUAUUUUUUGUCUAUAGUUUAAAAAUAAGGGUACAAAUUUCAAGAUGCGUCCACACUUUUAGCUGCAGACUUG